Molecule: messenger RNA, 1967 nt
Organism: Coffea eugenioides
Lineage: Eukaryota; Viridiplantae; Streptophyta; Magnoliopsida; Gentianales; Rubiaceae
Product: zinc finger CCCH domain-containing protein 32-like
Exons: 7
Coding region: 349-1698 (449 amino acids)
Molecular function (GO): metal ion binding; mRNA binding
Source: RefSeq, a predicted model, not a curated record
AUACAGAGAGAGAGAGAGAGAGGAUGCCAAAACCGCGAACCAAAAAAAAUUCUCGCCCACUGCACUUGUCUCUCAUCUUACUGUAGCAGAAGGAAAGCAAAUCCCCUUCUUCUUCGUCCUCUAUUUUAAGUUGUUUCUUGGGUCCGAGAAUCUGUUGUAGCCCUCUCCCCUCCUCGUACUCAGGCGACCCGAUCAAGCAAGCUUUCCGAUCAUUCCAACGACAAACAACGGCGUGUCUUUCGCAUAUAUACGCCUAAUAAUUCAGCUUAAACCUAUUCUCGUCACCAUUUUCCCUCUUUUGCCCCUUGAUUCUUGAAAGCUCUCCCAUAGGUAAGCAAAGGGAACAUAAUGGAGUUGUACGGACAGAGCAACGCAAGAAAAGGAUUGCAGCAGAAUCGGAGUAGGGAAUGGGCUCCGGCGGCUCGAGAAGCAGGUCUGACAGAAUCGAUGGGCAGGUUGGGUUUGUGGGACGGAGAAGCGUAUCCGGAGAGGCCUGGAAUGCUGGAAUGCGCCUACUACAUGCGAACUGGGGUAUGUGGAUACGGUGCCAAGUGCCGCUAUAAUCAUCCUCGUGAUCGUGCUUCGGUUGGGGGAUCAGUUUCCUUGGGAGCUGCAGAUUAUCCAGAGCGAGUUGGAGAGCCAGACUGCCAGUAUUAUUUAAGAACAGGAACCUGUAAAUUUGGAGCUUCCUGCAAAUUCCACCAUCCUAGGAACGCUGGUGGAUCCUUGAUAAGCGUGUCACUUAAUAUUUAUGGAUACCCAUUAAGACUGGGUGAGAAAGAAUGCUCCUAUUAUUUGAAAACGGGGCAGUGCAAAUUUGGUAAUACUUGUAAAUUCCAUCAUCCUCAACCAGCUGGAAUAUCAAUGCCAGCAACUGCACAUCCGUUUUAUCCAACAGUGCAGUCUCCUUCAGCUCUUUCUGAGCAAUAUUGUUGUGCAUCAACCAACUAUAGAGUCUCAAGGCCUCCAAUAUUAACCGGUUCUUAUGUGCCUGGUGCUUAUGGUCCUUUUCUGCUUCAUACUGGAGUAGUUCCGGUUCCAAACUGGGGUCCUUACACGGGUCCUAUAACCCCUGGAUUUUCUCCUGGCACUCAAGCCUCAGUUGGAGCAACCUCGCUUUAUGGUGUAUCGCAGCUAAAUUCAUCUGCAACUGCAUUUGCUGGAACUUAUCCCACUUUACUUUCAGACUCUAAUCAGAAAAAACAGAAGUUUCCAGAAAGGCCUGGGCAACCUGAAUGCCAGUAUUACAUGAGAUACGGUGAUUGUAAAUUUGGACCAUCUUGUAGGUUUCAUCAUCCGCCAAACUUGGUCGUGGCAAAGGCAUAUUCUGCUCUGAGUCCUUUGGGGCUGCCACUACGCCCGGGAAUACAGUCUUGCCCCUUUUAUCUACAAAAAGGACGCUGCAAAUUUGGACGCAAUUGCAAAUUUGAUCAUCCAAUGGGUACAGUUGAAUAUAGUCCAUCCGCAUCAUCUCUUACAGAUGUACCAGUAACUCCCUACAUGCUUUGUUCAUCCACUGCGAUGGAGGGGCAGGCCGCCGAAUUUGUUGGGUCCAAAUUGGAUCUGCAGAUUACCAGAGAUCGGCCUCAUGGAAGCAGUUUGAGUGGUUCAGUUGGUCUUGCGUUUUCAAGGACCGCUCCUUUCUUGCUUUCGAGCAUUCAGAUAUCAGAUCAGGGUUCCGGACCGAAUGCUGAUUGAAGCACAAGGGUGGAAUGGAUGGUGAAGUUCGCGUGGUUCCUGCUGAACAGUCUGCUAUAUAAAUUUCUGCAAAAUGCUUCAUCAGCAUCAUUGAAUUCUCAGACUCUCCUGUUGAGUGAAGUUACUUUUUUCAUGUUUUCGUCCAUGUCACUUUUUUUUAAGUGCUUGGUCCCCGUGGCAUCUGCCUUUAAUAAAUAAAUAAAUAAAUAAAGCUGCGGUGGCCAAGCCCAACUCGGGAUUAAAUAAAUACUCCAAUCGUCUUUUGACUC